ACCAGUUCCUCCUCUCCGGCGCCCAUUGGUUGGACGAGCCGUCGCUCCAGCUGGAACAGUUUGAGUCGAGCCCCGUCUCUCAAGAAGAAGCAGCAGCAGUCUGGAGAGCGACGGUCCCUCCUUUCUGGGGAGGGGGGGUCCAGCUCUGAGGAAGGAGAAGAUGGAGGUGGAAGUGGAGGAGGAGGUGGUUUGAUGGAAGAAGAUAACGCCUCUCUGGUCAGGACUGACUCCAUGUCUCAGAAAGCGACUCGACACCGGAGGAUGGAGUCGUUGGAGACCAGGAGCUCCAUGGAGUUACCUCCUGAUGUCCUGCUGCAGGUGCCAAACCUUCACCGCUCAGCCAGCAUGCUCAGCUCCAGACCCCCCUCUCUGGGUCACCUCCGGACCCCAGAACACAGCGACUGCAACGGGAAGGGAUCUCCUGCAUCACUGGGUCCCACACAUGUCUCUCUGGAGGACAACACUGAGGACGAGAACGCAGAGGAAGAAGCUAACCUGAGUGUUGUUUCCAGACUGUUCCUCUGGCUGGAGAAGAAGCAGCCUGAUUGGUGCAGACAGAGAGACACCUGGUCAAUGUACCUGUUCCCUCCAGAGUCCAGGUAA
Molecule: messenger RNA, 603 nt
Organism: Notothenia coriiceps (black rockcod)
Lineage: Eukaryota; Metazoa; Chordata; Actinopteri; Perciformes; Nototheniidae
Product: voltage-dependent T-type calcium channel subunit alpha-1G-like
Exons: 3
Source: RefSeq, a predicted model, not a curated record